AUGUCCUUGUCUCAAAACGACAACGAGGACGAAACACCAUUCGCUAUCCCAGAUGAACCUAUCAUUCAUCCACUUGAAAUUCCAUUUAAUAUAUUAGAUAUUCGUAAGAUAAAAACUGAUGAUACAUUAGUUGACUGUGAACGUCCAGAACUUAUUCACGAUAAUAAUAUCAAUGAAUCUGAAGUAUUAAAUCAGCUAUUGCGUGGUGCACUACAGAAACGCGGAGACGACUUAACUGUGUGUCGACUUUUUUAUGUACGCGAUUUACGUAAAUUAAGUUUAAGAUUUAAAGUAAAAUUUCAACUAUGUACUGUCGAAGAAGAUUCGGAACACCACUACGUGUUUAAAGUCGAUAAUAACGGCGGAGAAGAGAUGGAGGAUGUCGGCUCUGACAACGAGGCAGACAACAAGAAAGAAGACGAUCAGAUCGGUCAUCAGCUCAAAAUUAUAUAUACUGUGGUAUAUGAGAAUAACAUAAUAGCUCUUUGUAUUUCAUCUAAUUCAUAUCUUUAUGAUAUUCAUCGUGAACUUGACCGUUAUCCGAAGGACGCUCUGUUGUAUUUUGAAUUAGCUUGUUAUUAUCAGCGCAGACCUGAACAAAAUAAUAGUCUUGGAACCUGGCAAUAUGCUUGUUGGCAUUAUCGGACGGCGAGCAAACUAAGAAUGGAUAGUACGCGCAUCAAUUUAGCUUUACUUGGUUAUUGUAGAUGUCUCGUAAAACUAAGUAAAUACACCUAUGCAAUAACACAAUUGGAAAAGUUAAGUCGUAAAAAGUCAACGUCUGAAUUGUGGUAUCUAUUAGCUAUAGCAUAUAGAAAAACAUGGCAAAUUGGUAAAGCAGUAAAAGCCGUGAAAGAAUGUUUGGAACUUGAACCGGGUCAUCAAGGAGUAGUGAGACAACAAACAUUAAUGGAAUUAAGACAGAGGAGAUUAACUGAAUACAGACAACAAAUACAGAAUACACGUAUAGAAAACAAAUUUACUAAUGCAUUAUUUAGUGCAGGAAGACUAGAAGAAGUGCUAGAGGAAAAAAAGAAACAAUCACUUGAACGUCAACAGUAUGACUGGACUCGCCGAUUAGCGCACCAACAUCAGAACACUUACAAUAUUUUGUCUAUUGACGGUGGAGGCUUUAGGGGUCUUAUACCAGCUAUCUGGCUAAGAGAAAUUGAAAAACGGACCAAUCGUUCCAUUUCAGACAUAUUUCAAAUGAUGGCUGGCACAUCAACAGGUGCCAUAAUUGCUUGUGGUCUUUCUGUGCAUAACAAUUUGAGGCUGCCACAACCGGCAUAUGAAGCCAAAGAUAUAGUUGAUCUAUAUGUAAAUCGUGCACCCGAAAUUUUUGUUCCUGCUACUCGUCGUCGUUUACUCUAUCGUUGGGCGACACAAUCCUCGAAAUAUGCUAGAACCGGUCGUCAAAGCCUGUUCAAUCACUAUUUCGGCAAUAAUUUAAUUUGUAAUUGCCUAACUGAUAUAGUUGUGCCAGCUGUACUAGCCGAUCGCACUCAUACUCAUCUGUUUACUCGUUAUGACUCGCGUACAGGCAAUGUUCGUCCUACACGUAUUGUUGACAUUCUAAUGAGUACAACAGCAGCUCCAACCUUUUUUAGACCGCAUGCAUUCAACUAUUCGGCUUAUGUGGAUGGAGGUGUUCAAAUGAAUAAUCCAACAAUGGCCGCCUUUAGCGAAGCAUUGCGCUAUGGUCAUCAAAAUCAAAAUAUAUUUGUCUUGUCUUUAGGCACUGGCGAUUAUAUUCACGCUCCUUUAAGGCGGCCAACUGCGAAUCGCCACUCUUGCUUUUGGUUGCGUAAUAAUAAACUUGUAUUAAAAAAUCUCUUCGAGAUUCAACAAAAUAAUGUUGAUUAUCAAAUGGAUUCUAUCUUGGGUAAUAGAAAUUAUCAUCGUUGGCAAGUAUGGUUCGAAGAUGAAAUUUUGCUUGAUAAAUAUAACCGUGAGACAAGAAUGUUGUUAGAGGAUCAUGCAAAUGACUUUUUAGACGAGUUGGAGGGACGUGAUGAUGACAAACGGCUGGGUUUCUUGAUUGACCGUUUGAGCUAA
This is a messenger RNA of Didymodactylos carnosus, 2058 nucleotides long. The record is from the annotation of a GenBank genome assembly. Lineage: Eukaryota; Metazoa; Rotifera; Eurotatoria; Philodinida; Philodinidae.